AUGCUAAGAGAAGGACUCACGCGCGAAGUAAUCAUAAUCGUAUUGCUAAUCUUCUUCGCUAUUGUUGGAUAUAUUUUUCGAGAUCCAAUCACGAUACGAUUAGUCACAGUUAAGCAAUAUGCUGUGGAAGGGCCUUUGGCUGGUGUAAUCGAUUAUGGGCAGCAAAUGGCUUCGAUCCUCAAAAAUAAACUUGAUCAAAUAGACAAAAAGGACUUGGAGAAAAUACCGUUGGCGAGACAGCAUCUUGGUGCUGUUGAUUUCAUCCAGACAGCGCUCAUGGCUUCCCGAAUACUCUCAAGACAUGGAGGAGCAACGAGCAGUCGCCCACAGACUACAACUGGAACCACAAAUACAACCGCGGGCACUGGAGCUGCAGCUACCAAGCCAGCAACCAGCCAUGAGGGUGCAGCUGGUGGAGGAGGUACAGGCCCCGGUGCGGGAAAGCAUACCGCGGAUGCAAAGGAGAAGGAGAAGGAGAAGGAGGCUGAACACAUAGCGAUCCCAAGCAACGAGGAUGUCAUAAGCAGUGCAUUUGAAGCGCCAGAAUGGGCAUGUGACGAGAGUCACUCCCAAAAUUACAUGAUUUACUGUCAGGGUGAUCUGCUACACGCAGUCAUGAUGCUCAAUAUUUUCAAAGACUCGAAAACGUUCGUCGAUAAACCCCUGAAACGCGAUCCCGCUGAAGUUGCCGCCGAUUUUAAGCGCAAAUUUCCCCGCGAUAUUACAGUUAACGAUCGAGAAGCUGUGCGCCUUUUCAUCGAGGAGAACUUCGACGAGGAAGGACAUGAACUGGAAGAGUAA
Messenger RNA from Gongylonema pulchrum, 801 nucleotides. Lineage: Eukaryota; Metazoa; Nematoda; Chromadorea; Rhabditida; Gongylonematidae. The record is from the annotation of a GenBank genome assembly.